Messenger RNA from Penicillium paradoxum, 7896 nucleotides. RefSeq names its product type I polyketide synthase. The record is from RefSeq and is a predicted model, not a curated record. Gene Ontology annotation, biological process: secondary metabolite biosynthetic process; fatty acid biosynthetic process. Bases 1 to 7896 code for a protein of 2631 amino acids. Lineage: Eukaryota; Fungi; Ascomycota; Eurotiomycetes; Eurotiales; Aspergillaceae. The transcript is spliced from 6 exons. Gene Ontology annotation, molecular function: 3-oxoacyl-[acyl-carrier-protein] synthase activity; oxidoreductase activity; fatty acid synthase activity.
AUGCGUCCCAUCUCUCUAGCAAGCGGCCCCAACGGUGACGGAGCCAUACCUCCCGAUGCCCUGGAACCUAUCGCCAUCGUUGGCCUAGCCACCCACUUCCCACAGCAAGCUACCACCACCGAGGGUUUGUGGGAGCUUCUCUUACAAGCCCGUUCCACAUGGUCAUCUAUUCCCAAAGCAAGGUUCAACUCAGAUGCGUUCUAUCAUCCGGACCCCGAGCAUGGCGGAACGUUCCAUGUUCAAGGAGGACACUAUCUCUCGGAAGAUCCCGCAUACUUUGAUGGCUCGUUCUUCAACAUCACUAAGAACGAGCUCUUGACAUUGGAUCCGCAACAGCGAUUGGUCUUGGAGAAUGUCUACCACGCUUUGGAGAAUUCAGGAAUCCCCUUGACCUCUGCCGUUGGCUCCAAUACUUCGGUUUUUGUUAGCGGUUUUAACCAUGACUACCUCGGCAUUCUCAAUUCGGAUGCAGAGACUAUGUUAAAAUACAAGCCCACAGGUGUCACCAACGCGAUUCUGUCCAACCGGGUCAGUUGGUUCUUUGACUUUAAGGGACCCAGUAUGACUAUCGAUACUGCUUGUUCCAGCAGCUUGGUGGCAUUGCACCUCGCUGUUCAGAGCCUACGGGCCCGAGAGACAAACAUGGCUAUCGUCAGUGGCGUGAGUAUUCUCGAAAACCCCGUUGAAACUAUUGGGAUGAGUCACCAUGGCUUGUUGGGACCUCAAGGCCGGUCUUUCAGCUUUGACUCCCGUGCCGAAGGCUAUGCACGAGGUGAAGGUGUUGGCACUGUUGUAGUCAAGCCUCUGAGCGCCGCUAUCAGAGAUGGAGAUACCAUUCGUGCGGUCAUUCGCGAGACCGGUGUCAAUCAAGAUGGCCGCACCCCAGGUAUUACGGUCCCCAGUGCAGAAGCCCAGGAAAGGCUUAUUCGCGAGGUCUAUUGGAGAGCUGGCUUAGAUCUCGAGCACACAAGAUUUGUUGAAGCUCAUGGCACGGGAACAAGCACUGGCGACCCAAUUGAAGCAGGUGCACUGGGACGCGCUUUCAAAUGUUGUCGCAAGACCCCGCUGUAUGUUGGGGCGAUCAAAUCGUCUAUUGGACAUCUGGAAGGUGGCUCAGGUGUCGCGAGUAUCAUCAAGUCGAUUCUCACUCUGGAGUCUGGGAUCAUACCUGCAAAUUUUGAUAUGAAACAAACCAAUCCCUCCAUACCUGCAGAGGAUUGGAACAUUGCAUUCCCCACCGAGAGUAUCCCAUGGCCAUCAGCAGGGCUGCGAAGAGUGUCAGUCAACUCGUUUGGAAUUGGUGGCGCGAACGCUCACUGCAUUCUUGACGACGCUUACCACUAUCUCAAUGACCGCAAUCUUAUGGGUUCUCAUCGCACCACAUCGACUGUUCCUACACCCCAGAAAAUAAAAAGCCGAAUCAUGGCACUAUCCCGGUCAGGAAAAGAGUCAGGCCAAGACAGCUCGGAUUCGUUCGAUGACAGCGAUAACUCUGGAUAUGGAACAACCUGCAUCGAUACCCCUACAAGUGAUGGCUUUUGUGCAACGCCUACAAUUGGUACAGCCUCUUCAUUUAUCAAUUUGGCCGAGCAGCCAAAGAUAUUCUUGCUUUCGGCCUUCGACGAAGAUGGAGUUAAGAGAAACGCACUUGAACUUGCUAAGUACCUGAAACGGAGAACAGUCCAGUCUGUUAUCCAUGAUCAACUCCUUGAUGAUCUCUCUUUCACUCUGUCGAAGAAGAGGUCCCAGUUUCCAUGGAAGAGUUUUGUCAUGGCAUCCUCAACCAAAGAACUUGCCUGGAAUCUGACAGAAUCGAAUUUUGCCAAACCAACCAGAACUACCAAACUGCCUGGAAUUGAAUUUGUCUUUACUGGCCAGGGAGCCCAAUAUCAGGCCAUGGGCAGAGAGCUCAUGGUCUACCCUGUUUUUAAGGAGUCUGUGGAGGAGGCCUCAGAAUACAUCCGCAGGCUUGGAAGUCCAUGGUCGCUCCUUGACGAACUAUUGACCGAAAGAAAAUCUCCCCGAGUCCAAUUUCCCGAGAUCGCUCAUCCUUUAUGCACGGUCUUGCAAGUUGCGCUUGUCGACCUUUUGGCUAGUUGGGAAAUCUUCCCAACUCAUGUUAUCGGUCACUCAUCUGGCGAGAUAGCUGCUGCUUACUGUUCUGGCAAGCUCUCUCGCGAGGCCGCCUGGAGAGUUGCCUAUUACCGUGGAUAUGUAUCAUCCAAGCAGCUAUCAGCAAAUGGCGCCAUGAUGGCUGUCGGUCUCGAUCCAUCACAAUUGCAACCCUAUUUGGACGCUGUGCGGAAGGAAAGCACUGGAGAGCUCAUUAUCGCGUGCCACAACAGCCCCAAGAACAACACCGUGUCCGGCGACGAGACGAUGAUUGAUGGUCUCAAGAACCUUCUCGACGACGAUUGCAUAUUUGCUCGAAAGUUGGAAGUCAAGAAUGCCUAUCACUCGGCUCACAUGCAUACAAUUGCUCAGGAUUACCUCCUUCUGAUGGGCGCUCUUCCUCAAGGAAAGCGGCUGGCAGCGCCUCAUCCAGUGCACAUGUUCUCCACCGUCACAGGGAAACAAGUCAAGGAUGAAAAUUUGCCUGCUCAAUACUGGGUGGACAAUAUGGUUGCCCCGGUUCUUUUCACAGAUGGCUUGGUUGCAAUGACCUCGAAACCAAUCUCUGGUCAUGGUUCGACUGAUUCGACUGAUUCUUUGCGUCUUCUUGUGGAGAUUGGACCUCAUUCAACGCUACAAAGCGCCAUCAAAGAAACAUUAACCUACAAGAGCCCCAAAUUGGAGUUCAAAUACUUUGCUGUGCUCAAGCGGACUGACCAUAGUCUCAAUACUCUGCUCACUACAGUUGGCUUCCUAGCUGGAAGUGGAUGUGCAUUGGAACUCCACGCGGUGAACCAAGCUCCCAGAUCUAAGGCAAGAAGGCGACCUAGGCUUUUGGUGGAUCUGCCACCCUACAGCUUUAAACAUACAGAGAAGAUUAUCUUUGAGAGCCGAUUGAGCAAGAAUCUUCGGACUCGAAAGUUUCCUCGCCAUGAUCUCUUUGGUGCGCCCAUCACAGAUUGGAAUCCCACUGCUCCUAGAUGGAGACACUUUGUCCGAUUAAACGAGAAUCCUUGGCUGCGGGAUCAUAUGGUUACUGGCAACUAUGUCUAUCCUGGUGUUGGCUAUUUGAUUAUGGCGAUUGAAGCUUCGAAACAGUUGGUCGGCGAGACCAAAAUCACUGGCUUCCAGUUACGAAAAGUCAACAUCCGAAGAGCCUUGAUUAUCCCCGAUACGAAAGAAGGAAUUGAGGUCUCCUUGUCAAUGGCAACCAUCGAAGACUCCUCGGCAUCAUCGCGAACAUGGCGACGCUUCCACAUAACUUCUUACAAUGCAUCGAGCGACGAGUGGACAGAACAUUGCACCGGCCAAAUCAACGUCGAGCACGAAGCAGCUCUCGAUCCAGUGGACAAUGGCCGUGAAGCGGAAGAAGAAAGCCGCUCGUGGAAAUCUGAACUCUCCCACGCAAACGAGAGAUGCGGCAAAUCCAUGAAUUUCAAAUCCACAUACAACAAUUUACAAACAUCUGGACUCAAUUUUGGUCCUCUGUUCCGUAACCUUGCCGACGUGCGUGCCAGUGGUCAUGGACUUGGAAAAGUUGUCGGGUCAGUGACUGUACCUGACAUUGCACAGUCCAUGCCAAAGCAGUACAUGCAUCCUCAUCUCAUUCACCCUGCUACAAUGGACAGCAUGAUCCAUUUAAUGAUCGCUGCAAGUCUUGACUUCACCGGCAAGUCCACUCUUGAUCAGAUCAGAUUGCCAACUUUCAUUCGUGAGGCCUGGGUCUCGGCAGACUUGAAUUCGGCGCCAUCCCACAAAUUUACUGGACAUGCAACAGUGUCUAUAGUGGCGUCUGACAAAUUCGAGGGCCAGAUCAAAAUACUGGAUGAAGAUACACACAUCCACCGCAUUCGCAUGGACGGCAUUGAGCUCACUCCACUAGAGUCCGGUCUUGCUGAAAGCAGUGAACGUCAACUGUGCAGUGCGAUUGAAUUCAAACCAGAUGUUCAUUUCAUUGAUUCAAAAGCCGCUUGCGCAUUGACUUCUCUCGAUGUCACAGAUGAAGCUGAAGCUCAAUACUGGGUGAAAUGUCUCCAGCUUGCCACGAUGCUUUACGUCACAGAUGCCCUGGCUGAGCUUCAAGAUAUUGAUGUUAUGAAGCUCGAUACCCAUAUGCAGAGGUUCUUCGACUGGAUGGAGCAUGUACAAUAUUUGCUCACACACAACAAGAUCAUUCAUCUGCCCUACAGCGAGUUCCAGGAAAUUGCUCAAGAUCAAGCUCUCAAAGAAGCCAUUGGCAAGGAAAUCGAGGAACACAGCGCCGAAGGUGCCAUCACCGCCCGAAUGGGUCGCAACAUUGUCAAGGUCGUGCGCCAGCAAACCGAUCCUCUGGAUCUCAUGUUCGGUCAAGAUGCUGUGAUGGAACAGGUAUACAAAGAAGGUCUUCAUUUGUACAACCUGCCGCAGCAUUUACAAAGCCACCUUUCUCUUCUCCGACACCAGCAUUCCGAGCUGAAUAUCCUCGAGAUCGGUGGUGGAACUGGUAGCUUCACGGCUGAAGUCCUAGCCGUCCUUUCGCCGGAUCCAGAGAAGAGCAAAGGAAAGAUUGCCAGCUACACGUUCACAGACAUUUCUUCCGGCUUCUUCGAGAAAGCAAAACAGCGUUUCCAAUCAUGGUCCGAUAUCAUGAGCUUCCAGUCCCUCAACAUUGAGCGCAGCCCCGUCGACCAGGGACUUCAACUGGGGAAAUAUGACCUGAUCUUCGCAGGCAAUGUUAUCCACGCCACUGCAAGUCUUAAUGAUGCAUUGCAGAACCUGCGGUCUCUGCUAAAGCCUGGUGGCCAGCUCAUCAUGCAGGAAGGUAUUCGACAAGACUUCCUCUGGUAUCCACUUGUCUUCGGUCAACUCCCUGGCUGGUGGCUAGGGAAUGAGCCAUGUCGUCAAUGGUGUCCCUACAUCCCGGCCGAAGAAUGGGAGCCCUUGCUGCUGAAAGCGGGAUUCUCGGGCAUCGAUAUUGAAUAUCCGAGUUCGAAUGACCCCGAUUUGACCUGGCAGAGUAUUUUGGUUUCUUCUGCUAUUGAGGCACCCAAGGAGAAGUCAUCAAACACUGCAGUAAUCUUGACGCAUGAGACGUCGAAAGCGGCACAUAUAAUUGAGUCUCUUCGGAAAACUCUACCGGGACUUGGAUAUGGCAGUGUCCUUGUUGAAGAGCCUUCAAAGAUUGAAGAUUGCAUGGUGCCGGAUGCUCUGUACAUCUCAUUGAUGGACUUAGAGUCUCCUUAUCUCUGGAAUAUUGACGAAGUCAAAUACAAUGCUCUCAAGAAUAUGCUCAAUGAGUGCCAGAACUUACUGUGGGUGACCCCAGAUCCCCUUGCCCAACCACAUGCGAGUAUGAGUUUGGGUCUUCUCCGCACCGUACGCUGGGAGCGAGAUGCCGAUGGCUCAAACAUUGUCAUAUUGACAGAUGCGGAGCCAGAGAAUGCUUUGCCGGAGGGACUUGCUACAGCUAUUGGCAAGAUCGUUAAACGACAAUUCGUGGACAAGCCGGAGAAUGAUCGCCACGCCGAGUACAAAUUGCAGAAUGGUCUCAUUCAUAUCGGCCGUUUGAACGAGUGGGAGACUGCGGAUCAAUUCCUUGCUGCACAGUCCUCGAAGGUCGUUCCCCAGGUCCAGCGCCUUGGCGACGUGGAUCGUCCCAUCGAAUUGCGGGCGAGUGGUGCCGGUACUGGUGAAUACCACUGGAUCACGGAUACCCAGUAUGAAGAAGUGCGCAAAGAUACAGAGGUCGAUAUUGAUAUCCGAGCGCUUGGGAUUUCGUCAGAUGCGUCUGCCAGCCGCCUUGUGAAUGAAAUCGCUGGAGUCGUGACCGAGGUUGGCUCGAAGGUUGGAGACCUAACCCCAGGCGACAGAGUCAUCUACAUCUCGGGCGACAAAAAGAGUGGCUGCAUCCGAACCCAUGAUCGAGUUGAUGAAAAGCUGAUUGCCAAGAUCCCCAAUGAGAUCUCAUUCGAAACUGCAGCCGGUUUGGCUUGGUCAUACGUGACUGCACUCCGAGGACUUUGUGAGAUAGUCCAUCUCGAGCCCAAGGAUACCCUCUUAAUCCAUACCAGUGCCACAGAUAUCAGUCAAGCGGCCAUUCGAUAUGCGCAAAUGAUUGGGUCUACAAUCUAUGCUACUGUGGCCACGGUAGAGGAACGUGAUACCCUCGUCUCUGCAUACGGAAUCCCUCAAGAGCGCAUCUUCUCUAGAAAGGAUCAGAGCUUUGUCAAGGGUAUCAUGCGACACACUCACGGUGCUGGGGUUGAUGUCGUUGUCAACACCUUUGGUGGCGAUGGACUCCGAGGCUCAUUGGCCUGUGUUGCUCCAUUCGGAGCAUUGACUGAUAUUUCGAAUCGAGAUUUACGAGCUGAUACCACAAUUGAGCUGGCUUCUUUGCCUCAUAACACGAUCAUCAACACCGUCAACAUUCCUCUGUUGGUCCAGCAUCGAGCAGAAUUGGUGCGCCCUUUGCUCUGCGAGGCACUCAAGUUGUACUCCGAGGGGAAGAUCGGUCAAAUCGAAACUCCAAGUGUCAUGGACUUCACCCAGAUCAAAGAAGGUAUCCAUGCUGCACACAGCGGGAAAGCAGCUAAAGUUGUAUUUGUGCCCGAGCCAUCGAACAUGAUCCCUGUUGUCCCACUGUCAAUCCUACCAUAUCAAUUUGACCCAUCCGCCUCCUACGUUCUUGCUGGUGGCUAUGGCGGUCUGGGACGCAGUCUAGCCCGAUGGAUGGCUUCUCGAGGCGCAAAGAACUUGAUAUUCCUGUCUCGCUCAUCCACCUCGAGUCCGGAGAAAUUGGAAUUGGCUGCCGAUCUCAACAAACUGGGGUGCAAGGUACAUUCCCUGACCUGCGAUGUGGCCGAUGCAUCUACACUCAAGCGAUUAUCCGAGGAGGCAUUUUCCCAACUACCUCCCAUCAAAGGAUGUAUCCAAGGAUCCAUGGUUUUACGAGACGGCGCAUUCGCAGGCCUAUCAUUCGAAGACUGGCAAACCGCAAUCAAACCCAAAGUCCAAGGCUCCUGGAACCUGCACACAGUUCUCCCCAAUGACAUGGAUUUCUUCAUAAUGCUCUCCUCAGUAGCAGGAAUCUUCGGCAACCGCGGCCAAUCAAACUACGCCGCCGGCAACACCUUCCAAGACGCUCUCGCCGCAUACCGCGUCUCUCACGGCAUGCAGGCAUCCAGCAUCAAUCUCGGCAGCGUCUCGAACGUAGGCUGGGUCGCCGAGAACAGAAACUCAAUGCGCACGCACACAGCCACAUUAUUCGAGCUACUCCGCGAAGACGAAGUCCACGCCGCAGUGGAAUUCCUCAUCCACCCCGACAAAAACAGGAAUGAGGGACCUCCCCGCUCCCAGCUCGUUCUCGGCUUGCCGACGGCAGAUAUGUGUCGCCAGAAUGGCGUGCCUUUGCCUACGUACUUGAAUUACUCGAUGUUCACGCACUUCCGGAGCACGGCUGCUGCGAAAAGCACUGAGGUCUCGGAGCAGAAGACUGUUAGUACUGCUGCGCUCUUGGCGGCGUCUUCUGGCCUUGCGGGUGCGGUGGAUGUUGUGUCGAAUGGGAUUGUCGAGAGGCUUUCUUCUUUGCUUGCUGUUCCUUGUUCGGAACUGGAUGCUCAGCGCUUUGGCUUUGGGGGUAUUGAUUCCCUUGUUGCUAUGGAGUUCCGUGCGUGGAUUGUUAAAGAGCUUAAGGCCGAGAUUUCUUUGCUUGAUAUUAUGGGAGCGGAGAAUAUUAGGGCUUUGAGUGAGAAGAUUGCUGGUAGGAGCCGGCUGAUUGCAGGAGGGUCUGGAUCUGGAUCUUCUUGA